This is a messenger RNA of Solanum stenotomum, 881 nucleotides long. RefSeq names its product pentatricopeptide repeat-containing protein At1g62350-like. The record is from RefSeq and is a predicted model, not a curated record. The transcript is spliced from 2 exons. The coding region runs from base 59 to 838 and encodes 259 amino acids. Lineage: Eukaryota; Viridiplantae; Streptophyta; Magnoliopsida; Solanales; Solanaceae. Gene Ontology annotation, biological process: Group II intron splicing; chloroplast organization. Gene Ontology annotation, molecular function: protein binding; RNA binding.
CAAAACAGAGCAUUUAAGCCACGAACAGAGAGGUUUCUCAUCUCUCUCUCGUAUCAUUAUGAAUAGCUGGUGCCAAUGUGCACGAUUGUCGGCGUAUCCUCUUGAUACAGGGAUUCACGGCCCGCGACAUCUACCGGAAAUCGUAUUCAGUUCAGUAGCGUCCAGGACUUGGUCUAAAUGUGGUGGAAAUCUGAGAAUUAGCAUGAGAGACAGGAGCAAAAAUCGAAAACCCUUGCAGAAGGGGAGAAACCUCAGUAUUGAAGCUAUUCAAGCUGUUCAGGCACUGAAGCGGGUGGCUAGCAAAAACGAUGACUCCGCGGUGGAACAGGUGUUUAAUAGUAAGGUCAGGCGUUUGAUUAAGAAUGAUAUGAUAGCCGUUCUUCGUGAACUUCUCCGCCAGAAUCAAUGCCUCUUAGCUCUUAAGGUUUUCGAGGAAGUUCAGAAGGAGAUAUCCUAUAGGCCGCAGCUCAAACUGUAUGCUGAAAUUGUGUCCUGUUUGGGAAGCAACGGAUUGCUUGAAGAUAUCAGCUGUCUUAUCAUGGCAUUGAAAAUGGAAAGUAGUUUAGAACCUCACGUUGAGGGCUUUUAUGCAUUGUUGGAAAGCUUAAUGAAAUUUAAUCUUAUGAGGCUUGCACUGGAAGUCUUUUACUUGAUGAAGUUGAGAGGAUGUGAUCCUGAUAAGUUGACCUUUAAACUAUUGAUAAAUGGUUUGGAAUCGAAUGAAGAAACAAAUCUUUCAGCUUUUGUAAGGAUGGAAGCAGAAAAGUAUUAUGGCCAGUCCCUAGAUUUCCUAGAUGAGACUGAAGAGGAGGUACCAAGAUUAAAGCCAAUGUAUUAAACUAUUUGAUCAGUGGUUAAUAUAUGAUGAAAAGGCUAUUUGA